This is a messenger RNA of Protopolystoma xenopodis, 2997 nucleotides long. NCBI's taxonomy places the organism in Eukaryota, Metazoa, Platyhelminthes, Monogenea, Polystomatidea, Polystomatidae. The record is from the annotation of a GenBank genome assembly.
AUGAGCACAAACAUACAAUCACAGCUCAAAGGCAACCUCUCCACAGUCUCAGUAUUCCGGCAUCGCUUUUCUUCUUCUCUAACUCCUAUUGCUUGUCGUCUCAUACCUGCUCACCUGUCCAUAAACUUAUAUUCUACAUUUUUGUCCACUUUUCAACAAAACCACCCUACAGGCAUAUUUUUGCUAGAUCAACUCGGCCUUUUGAGCAUAGCAACUGUGCUGGCUGUGUUCAACAACAAGUUGCACUAUUCGCAGGCCAUCUCCGGCUGGUCUGACGUGUUGCACAUUCUGUCGGGCAGUUCAACAGCGUCCGGAUUUGAGUCACCUUUGCUGUCCACUAAGUCGCACGGCAACAGUCUCCUCCCUCUCAGCUCGGCUUGCCGACUCGCCUGCCCCUCAUCGGCCAGAAGUCCGGUCUGUAGGCAGGCCCGUGAUGGCCGAGUCCAUCACACGUUGACCGGUUGCUAUAGCUCCAGAUCUGCUGCUGCCAACGUCUCCCAGGGCUGCUGGCAUCAGCAGGAAAAACGGCAUUUCAGCUGUGAACCCUACUACGAGGACGGCAAGACAGACGAACAUCUUGUGGCUCUGGCGAAAUUGUUGUCAAGGCAACCCUCUAAUAAGGCUGAUGGCAAUUGUAUUGGAUUGGAGGCCAGUAUGAGGGUGGGCGAGAACCACGGCAACCACGGCUUCUCCAUGCACCGUCCAGGAGUAAGGGCAAACUCGCAACAACCGUCGCAUCGAUACCAACGACACCUGCACAACUCCGGCAAACUCUGGAGCAUUAGUUCGUCUGAGGGUCCACCUCGCAGUCGUCAUGGCGGCCAGCCGAAGCAGCCGUUUCCGCACCACCGCGACUGUCGUCUUGCCGGCCUCAGCCAGCCUGCAGAUUCAUCCUGUUCCUACACGGCCUGUUCCGGCGUCAGUGUGUGCCGAAAUAAGAGUUUUCGUGAGGCCGACAUGACGCCCGACAACUCGAAGGCCUCAUCACAUUCACCCUCGCCGUCGCCAUCGCCGUCGCCGUCGCCGUCGCCGUCGGCAUCGUCGUCGCCGUCGGCUUCGCCUUCCCAAUCGGUGCUGGAAUCACAGGCCUCCUAUUCGCCCUCAUCGGCCAACUUUGUCCUUCCACUCCCUUCCAUGGCCAGUCCGCUCGCCUCUCCCGUGCGCAACAUGUACACGCACACACAGAUGCACAUGCACGCCUUGCCGACCAACCCACUGUACAGGUCUGAGCCUCCCUAUAACCUUCACGCCUCCUCACUGGUAUCCUCUUCAGGUCAGCAUCCGUUGCCACCGCAACCGCAACCGCAGUCGCCGCCUUCGCAGACGCCGUCCAUCGCGCAGAUGAAGCCACCAAACCGGCCGGUCAGUCGCACCAGCGUCCGUCGAGGCCAAUCUCAACGGACGCCGCAGCCCACUCAGCCGGUCAGACCGGUGAUUGUCGGCCGAGUCGGUUACAUGAACAGACGGACUUCCGGUAGAUCGUCUGCCAUCAACAGUCGGUCCGACUCGACGUCGUCAUCGACGGGUCGAGGCGACAGCGAUCAUGAGGCUGGGACAAAAGAGACGAACCGACCAAGCAUUGGACUCAAACGUCUCACACCGCCUGGCAGGGCGACGCGAAGACGAGUCGAAGAUGAAACGACGAGAAUCGGCGAUGUAGCCGAAGAUGGGCCGGACUCUGAGGAGGACGGCUCAGACGAAGACGAGUGGUGCCAAUCUCGAGAAGGCCAAUCAAGCCUGACGACGGUCAGAAGGCAGCACAGACAUAAAAGUGAGACUGUCAAGGCGACGGCAAAUCACGUCAACUCAGCUGCCUUGCCUCAUCCGAACCCCGUUGCCCACUCGUCGGUGUCGGCAGUGUCGGCAAGACGAACUUCACACCGUCAUCACACCUCAACUGCCGAUCCCUUCAAACAGGUGGUCGGCGCAGCCACCACCGGAUGCUCUACAUGUUGCCGACCGGCCGACUCGAUCGCCUCGGAGGCUUCAAGUCGGCCGCCCGAGGCUGUAUCCGCUGUGAAGACGCGCAACGACGCAGCCUCACCUCGAGCCACAUUAAACCUGAGUCCGAGUCCGGCUUGGCCUGUCGUUCCGAGGCUGAAGAUGUGCCGAGCCGAUCGCAGGCAGUCUCGCGUCGACUGGCAGGUUGGACUCAUCACAAGAGCCGCGACAGCCGCUGCCACGGCAGCAGUUGCCGCCAGCUACCGCCUCAAAAUGGCGCCCGGGACUACCGGUUGUCAAGGCAGGGUAGAUGUGAUUCGAGGCGGUCUACGGGCACGUAUGAAGCGGCGAGCUCAUGGCCUCUUCAUUCGUGACGCCUCCUGUCUCUGUCCGCUCCCUUUUGAGGCCGAGGAAGAGCUGGAUCCGAUUGACGACGACGACGACAGUGACGAUGGCGACGAUGACAAUGGCGACAAAGAAGAUGAAGCGGAAGAUACGCUGAAACUGGCUAAAAAGUUGCACGGAGGCUCGGGCCACUGUCCCCGGGCCCAUGAGGAGACGAGCUGUACAAUGCCGGCUCCCAUCUGCCGCAUUUGUCGGUCUGUCGGCCAUCAAGUCUCCGGCCAGUCGUCAACUCGCCACCUCCACGACAGUGGCAAACUGACCGCGUCCACGAUUGCAGCUGCAGUUGCCGCCACCACCUCCGUGCUGGCUGACAUGAACUGUCUGGUCGCCACGGAGACCGGAUUCAUCGCAUCGGCAGCCUACAGUGCAGUCAACAGUCAUUUCCAUGUGCCGGCAACAGCGAGUUGGGGAGACGAUAGGAGCGAUAGUAACCAUGGCCACUUUACCGGUCUCGAGUCGUCAACCGCCAAGUAUCCCUACCAGCAGUUGGCGUCACGCCUCGACUGUCUUGAGAUGAUUGUCUAUCUCUUUCUCUCUUUCGUCAACGGCAUCGUCUGUCUCAUCCUUCUUCCGCGCUACAAGCAAGACAUUACAAUGCGCAUCAAUGCAACCGACUCAAUUAAAAACCACUUCCUGCAUGAAAUGAUGUGA